Molecule: messenger RNA, 1869 nt
Organism: Hippopotamus amphibius kiboko
Lineage: Eukaryota; Metazoa; Chordata; Mammalia; Artiodactyla; Hippopotamidae
Gene: GABRR3
Product: gamma-aminobutyric acid type A receptor subunit rho3
Exons: 14
Coding region: 463-1869 (468 amino acids)
Biological process (GO): regulation of membrane potential; nervous system process; signal transduction
Cellular component (GO): GABA-A receptor complex; synapse; membrane
Molecular function (GO): neurotransmitter receptor activity; extracellular ligand-gated monoatomic ion channel activity; GABA-A receptor activity
Source: RefSeq, a predicted model, not a curated record
ACGGCCAGUUUCUUCUGACAACAGAGACAUGUCUAGAAUUCAUCUCCGGAGGUGGUUGCUGCCUGUUCCUCCAGCCUUUUCCCCUGAAGAACAGCCUCUUCCCCUGAAGAACAGCCUCAGGUGCAUACAUAAUGAGGGAUAUUGAUCUGCAUUUUUCCUGUGCUGAUGUCAACGUCAUGCUGGCCUCAUAAAAUGAGUUCUGGAAGAUGCAAAGUUCAAGAUCAAGGUGCCAGCAAUACAGUACAUGGCCAGAGCCUGAUUCUUGACUUACAGACAGCUGCCCUCUCACUGUGCUCUUGUGGUGUUUCUGGGUAGUAUUUCCAUGGAUGGUUUAAUCAAAUAUCACCAGUGUUCCAGACAAAACAAGGAUUUCAAAAAUCUUCUAAAUCCAUCCGCCUAAUGAAUACAGAAGAGGAAAUGGAAGCCCAGAGAGGUUAAGAAGCUUUCUAAAAAUCAUACAAGAUGAUCCCGGCUUCCCAGUUGGUCUUCUUCACCUGCAUCUGGAUGACACUGAUGCCAAAUGCUUUUGCUGCUGCUGAAAUCAAGAAGCCCCACCAGCGCUGCGCCUCUUCAAUGAAACGGACCCGCAAACAAGAAACUAGAAUGAGGAAAGACGACAGUACCAAAGUGUGGCCCCUGAAAUGUAAGCAACUUCUCCAUAUACAGGACCAUGAUUUUGCAAUGAGACCUGGAUUUGGAGGGUCUCCAGUGCCAGUGGGUAUAGAUGUCCAGGUUGAAAGCAUUGACAGCAUUUCAGAGGUUAACAUGGACUUUACGAUGACUUUUUAUCUCCAGCAUUACUGGAAAGAUGAAAGGCUUGCCUUUCCCAGCAAAACCAACAAAAGCAUGACCUUUGAUCAUAGAUUAAUCAAAAAGAUUUGGGUGCCUGACAUCUUUUUUGUCCAUUCUAAAAGAUCCUUCAUCCAUGGUACAACUGUGGAGAACAUCAUGCUGCGUGUACACCCUGAUGGAAACGUCCUCUUCAGUGUCAGGAUAACUGUUUCGGCAAUGUGUUUUAUGGAUUUCAGCAGGUUUCCUCUUGACACUCAGAACUGUUCCCUUGAGCUGGAAAGCUAUGCCUACAAUGAGGAGGAUCGAAUGCUGUACUGGAAACAUGGAAACAAGUCCCUAAAUACUGACGAACAUAUUUCACUUUCUCCUUUCUUCAUUGAGGAGUUCAGUGCAUCCAGUGGACUUGCCUUCUAUAGCAGCACAGGUUGGUAUAACAGGCUUUGCAUCAACUUUGUGCUAAGGAGGCAUAUUUUCUUCUUCCUGCUGCAAACCUAUUUCCCGGCUAUGUUGAUGGUAAUGCUUUCCUGGGUUUCAUUUUGGAUUGACCGAAGAGCUGUUCCUGCAAGAGUUUCUUUGGGGAUCACCACAGUGCUGACCAUGUCCAUGAUCCUCUCCGGGGUGAGUGCCGCCACGCCCCAAGUGUCCUACAUCAAAGCCGUGGACGUGUACCUGUGGGUCAGCUCCCUCUUUGUCUUCCUGUCAGUCGUUGAGCACGCAGCCGUGAACUACCUCACCACAGUGAGAGAGCGGAAACAAUUCAAGAAGACAGGAAAGAUUUCUGAAAUGUACAGUAUUGAUGCAGCUCAAGCCAUGGCCUUUGAUGGUUGUUACCAUGAAAGUAACAGUGACGUGGACCAGACUUCCUUUUCUCUACACUCAGAAGAGGACUCCAUGCAGGGAAGAUGCACAGGCAGCCUCAGCACAGAUUCACCUCGGAUAAAGAGAAGAAAAUCGCUAGGAGGGCAGGUUGGUAGAAUCAUUCUGGGGAACAACCGUGUCAUUGACACCUAUUCAAGGAUUUUAUUUCCCAUUGUGUACAUUACAUUUAAUUUGUUUUACUGGAGUAUUUAUGUAUGA